Messenger RNA from Fusarium graminearum PH-1, 474 nucleotides. RefSeq lists its product as uncharacterized. NCBI's taxonomy places the organism in Eukaryota, Fungi, Ascomycota, Sordariomycetes, Hypocreales, Nectriaceae. Bases 1 to 474 code for a protein of 157 amino acids. Gene Ontology annotation, cellular component: P-body; RNA polymerase II, core complex. The record is from RefSeq and is a predicted model, not a curated record. Gene Ontology annotation, biological process: mRNA export from nucleus in response to heat stress; transcription initiation at RNA polymerase II promoter; nuclear-transcribed mRNA catabolic process, deadenylation-dependent decay. Gene Ontology annotation, molecular function: nucleotide binding; translation initiation factor binding. The transcript is spliced from 3 exons.
AUGGAUGAUCAACAAGCACCAGCUCCCCAGCCGCCCAAGAAGGUUCAUCACCCUCGAACCUCGCGACCUAAGCCCCCAACUCCUGGAAACGAGGAAGCCACUGCAGUUCUCAACCUCGGAGAGUUCCAGGACGUCGAUACCCUCACGCUCUCGGAAGCUGCUCUGGUUUUGAACGCCCUUCAUGCCAAGCGAAAGAACGACCGCCGAAAUGUCAACAACACCGAGAUGCUGAACUCGACUCUCACCUACCUCGAUAACUUUGCGCGAUUCACGCAAAAGGAGAACGUAGAAGCUGUCGAGCGUCUUCUCAGCGCACACAAGAAUCUUGCCAAGUUUGAACGCGCACAACUGGGUUCCCUGUGCUGCGAAGGAGCCGACGAGGCGAAGACACUGAUUCCUUCACUGGCCGACAAGAUCUCGGAUCAGGACCUCCAGGAUCUGCUCGACGAGAUUUCCAAGCUUCAGACCCGAUGA